AGACUGAGACCGAAGGGGGUGGGGGUUGUAGGGAAAAAAGGAAGAAGAGAGCGAGAGAGACCAAGAAAAUCAAAAGAAAGACAGAGGUGAAGAAAGAAGAAGACAGUAUUGUCUGUCCAUCAGUUCAGUGAUUACUGUAGUUAGACUGCAGAUACGUUUAGUUUGAACGGACGACUCUGGACACAUGGAGGAUUCAGAGAAUAUCGCUUUGAACAAUGAAACAAAGGUAAUGAGUGACCAGGAUGCCAAACAUGUGACGUCCCCAGAGACAAAAUGUGUUGCAGAGUCAGAGCCAGGAGGUGGGACUGAUACUGCAGAGGGUGGAGCUAAUGAGAAAAACCAUGAGAACACAAAAGCUGAAGCCAGUGACAGUGAGGCAUGUGAGCGAGAGGGUGGAUUCACAGAGAAUGCCAACAUUGUGGAAGAGAAAGAAGAACAAGAGAAGGAUAUCAAAGAACAUAAACCUGGAGAACAAGAAAAAGAGACAGGGGUAAAUGAAAACAAAGAAAGUGAGGUAGAAGAAGAAAAGAAGAGUAACAAUGAUCCUCACAGGAAAGAGAAUGAGUCCUGCAACAAAGAGGGACAACUUGAGGUAAAGCACAAAGAAGAGGACAAGAGAACAAAAGAAACUGAAGUCAAAACUAAAAAUAAAGAAGAUGAAACUGAAACAAAAGAGAAAAAAGAGACUAAAGAUAUCAAGAACAAACCAGAAAAUCUGAGAAGAAAAAGUGGAACAGCUCCAUCCUCUGCUCUCAGAGCCCCCACCAAGUCAUCUGCUCGCCCCUCGGCCAGAAGAGAUGCCAUGGCCAAGUUUCAGAAGGACCAGACUCCAGGUGUCAGAAACUUUAAAGUUCAACGGACAUCUAUAGGUAUGACUGGUGGAGCAUCAAUUAAACAGAAAAUUCUGCAGUGGUGCAGGAACAAAACACAGAAGUAUGAGGGUGUCAACAUAGAAAACUUCUCUUCCUCCUGGAGUGAUGGCCUGGCUUUCUGUGCACUCGUUCAUCGCUUCUUUCCCUCAGCUUUUGACUUCUCCUCCCUCAAAGCAAGUGAACGGGAGAAGAAUUUCACACUGGCCUUCAGUACAGCAGAAUCUCUUGCUGACUGCUGCCCCCUUUUGGAAGUGUCUGACAUGUUACUAAUGGGCAACAACCCAGAUCCUCUCUGUGUUUUUACCUAUGUACAGGCUCUCUGUCAUCACCUCUCAAAGACAGAGAAAGAGAGAAGGGAAAAAGAAAGCAUGGAGAAGGACAAAAACAAAGAAGAAGAUCAAGGUUCUGAAGGUAAUGAAGAUGGAGACAGGGAUGAGAUUAAACAAAAUGAGGAGACAGAGAAAAAUGGAUCAAAUUCUGACAAAAAGACAGAACAAGAGACAGAUCGGAAUGAAAAUGUAAUAAAUGCAGAUGCUUUGGAUGAAAAAUAGAAAAACUACAUAAAUGAAAUAAAAAGGAAAGGGGAGUGUCAGAAUAAUUUUGUUGUCAUAAUUUGCUUUUUUGAAGGUAUGGAUAGUGAUUUUUGUGUCUAAUGUGGAUGAUGAAUGUAUUAUUCUUUGUUGAGUUGUUUGGGAUUGUAUAGGUAUUUCAUAAUACAGAUUUUCAUUUCCUCAAA
Cyprinus carpio (common carp) is the source of this 1608-nucleotide messenger RNA. It is a transcript of the gene smtnl1, whose product is annotated as smoothelin-like 1. Gene Ontology annotation, biological process: actin cytoskeleton organization. Gene Ontology annotation, molecular function: protein binding. Lineage: Eukaryota; Metazoa; Chordata; Actinopteri; Cypriniformes; Cyprinidae. The record is from RefSeq and is a predicted model, not a curated record. Gene Ontology annotation, cellular component: filamentous actin; microtubule organizing center.